Molecule: messenger RNA, 543 nt
Organism: Aegilops tauschii subsp. strangulata
Lineage: Eukaryota; Viridiplantae; Streptophyta; Magnoliopsida; Poales; Poaceae
Product: auxin-responsive protein IAA20-like
Biological process (GO): regulation of DNA-templated transcription
Cellular component (GO): nucleus
Source: RefSeq, a predicted model, not a curated record
CUAGCACAAGUUUUCAUCUCUGAUCACGUAGUACAGGAGCUAGCCACCGGCGCCAUGGAGCUGGAGCUGGGGCUUGCGCCGCCCAACCACGCGGGCUCGUGCGGGAAGAGGGGCUCGGCGGAGGCGUUCGGGGUCAACAAGCCCACGCUGCCACUCUUCCUGCGCGACGACGACGACGGUGACCACGGCAACGGCGAAGACGGCACUGGCGACGCUCGCGACUGGGAUACGGGCAACAAGAGGAAGAGGCUGGUGGGGUUGCCGCCGGUGAAGAUCGCGCACCGCCCGCGCAGCCGCGGCAACGGCCACGUGAAGGUGAAGAUGGAAGGUGUGCCCAUCGGGAGGAAGGUGGACCUGUCCCGCCACGCCUCCUACCACCAGCUCCACCACACCCUCCGCCUCAUGUUCCCCCGCUCCACUUCUCACCAUGGUGAUCCAUACGCCGUCACCUACGAGGACGGGGACGGGGACUGGAUGCUCAUCGGAGACGUGCCCUGGGAGGAGUUUAGCAAGUCGGCCAAACGGCUCAAGAUACUCAUGUAA